AUGGUGAUGAAUCCACUUUCGUAUCAAGAUGUAGAAACCCUGAGCAAAAUAUUGCGAAUGGGAAAUUUUGAUGAAAUUCUUCGAAAUAUCAAUAUAAUUCGUCCUAUCGGAUCUGAAAAUCAUGCUCUCGUUCGAGAGUAUAUUAAAACGACGCUCGAAAAUAUUGGUUGGGAAGUCGAACUUGACACUUUUACAAAUUUAACUGUGAUUGGAGAUGUAACAUUUAGAAACAUAAUUGCAAUAAAUAACCGACGUGCUUCACGGCGUCUGGUUUUAGCCUGCCAUUAUGAUUCUAAAAUGAUCCAAAAUUUCUAUGGAACAAUUGAUUCUGCUGUUUCCUGCGCUAUUAUGGUUAACAUCGCUGUUAGUUUGUCUAAAGUGUUGGAUUCUUCGGAGGUAUGUAUUUCGAAGACUAAUGUUCUUAUGUUAUGCCAGCUCGAUAUUGCUCUGCAGUUAAUAUUUUUCGAUGGCGAAGAGGCUUUUCACGAAUGGACCGACGAUGAUUCAAUUUACGGUUCCCGCCAUUUAGCCGCCAAGAUGUCCAUGAAGGGUUCCAAUGGCUGCAAUGAUAUAGACAGAAUAGAUCUCUUUAUUCUCUUGGAUUUGGUGGGAGCAGCCGGAUCCACAUUCCCACAAUAUCCACACUGCGAUUCUCGUUUCUACGACGUACUUCGUAACUUAGAGCUAAUAUCGAGGCCUCUCUUCCUACCAAAAUCUGGAAGUGUUGGAGCUAGCAGCCUCCUUUCCUAUUUUUCCCCUCGCUCUUAUAGAGGAAUUCAGGAUGAUCAUAUUCCCUUCCUACGUAGACGUGUUCCUGUGCUCCAUCUGAUUCCAGCCCCCUUUCCACCCCAAUGGCACGACGUCUCCGACAAUAUCGAGAAUGUUGACCGAAAAGCUGUGCACGAUGUUCAACUCCUGGUAGCCGCUUUCUUAUGCCAAUACCUCCAAAUUUCACCAAGCAGAGUUCAUCAUGACAGCUACAGCUAA
This is a messenger RNA of Rodentolepis nana, 987 nucleotides long. Lineage: Eukaryota; Metazoa; Platyhelminthes; Cestoda; Cyclophyllidea; Hymenolepididae. The record is from the annotation of a GenBank genome assembly.